This is a messenger RNA of Biomphalaria glabrata, 756 nucleotides long. RefSeq lists its product as uncharacterized. The record is from RefSeq and is a predicted model, not a curated record. The transcript has a single exon. NCBI's taxonomy places the organism in Eukaryota, Metazoa, Mollusca, Gastropoda, Planorbidae. The coding region runs from base 1 to 756 and encodes 251 amino acids.
AUGACUCAGAAUGUGCCAAGUGUUCCUAUAAUGACUCAGAAUGUGCCGAGUGUUCCUAUAAUGACUCAGAAUGUGCCGAGUGUUCCUAUAAUGACUCAGCAUGUGCCGAGUGUUCCUAUAAUGACUCAGAACGUGCCAAGUGUUCCUAUAAUGACUCAGAAUGUGCCGAGUGUUCCUAUAAUGACUCAGAAUGUGCCAAGUUUUCCUAUAAUGACUCAGAAUGUGCCAAGUGUUCCUAUAAUGACUCAGAAUGUGCCAAGUGUUCCUAUAAUGACUCAGAACGUGCCAAGUGUUCCUAUAAUGACUCAGAAUGUGCCGAGUGUUCCUAUAAUGACUCAGAAUGUGCCAAGUUUUCCUAUAAUGACUCAGAAUGUGCCAAGUGUUCCUAUAAUGACUCAGAAUGUGCCAAGUGUUCCUACAAUGACUCAGAAUGUGCCAAGUGUUCCUAUAAUGACUCAGAAUGUGCCAAGUGUUCCUAUAAUGACUCAGAAUGUGCCAAGUGUUCCUAUAAUGACUCAGAAUGUGCCAAGUGUUCCUAUAAUGACUCAGAAUGUGCCGAGUGUUCCUUUAAUGACUCAGAAUGUGCCAAGUGUUCCUAUAAUGACUCAGAAUGUGCCAAGUUUUCCUAUAAUGACUCAGAAUGUGCCAAGUGUUCCUAUAAUGACUCAGAAUGUGCCAAGUGUUCCUAUAAUGACUCAGAAUGUGCCGAGUGUUCCUAUAAUGACUCAGAAUGUGCCAAGUGUUCCGUCAAGGUAA